AUGGGAAAGAUUCGUCUUUGGUCUGGCUUGUUGCUCUCUUUGGGAUUAUGCCUGGUCGCUUAUCUUUGUGUGGAUAAUGAAGCAAUCGCCAGCUUUGCACCAAGGGAUCUGAAUAGGAAGAAGGACCAGAAAAAUGAUACUUUUAGUAGGCUACCCCUGACCAGGACCCCAAGUGCACAUCCUCUCCUCACAGCCAAUGAUACCGACAGUAAUGUUUCUAUUCCACUCUACAAGAAUCUCUCGUGUCCCUUUGAAAUGAGCAAAUUCAGUUGUUUCCGUCAAGGACGUCACCGACAAGCCCAAGCGUCCUUCGAUCUUGCCGCCAAGCGCAAACGCCCGCGAUACUGGUGGCAAUCUAACAACAACAGCAACUACACUGUCCCUACUGAUGAAUACAUACCCAAGCUGCUCUUGGUGGGAGAUUCCACCAUGCGCCAAGUGUUUGUUGCCUUGGGAUGUUUCUUUUGGCAUCAAGACAUGAUUGCCAAGUUCUACAUGGACUGGAAGCCGUAUUGGCCCUGUCAUGGAUUCCCAGGAUGUGUCACCAGUGGCAAGCACUCGGGGUUUGAUGCGGGACGCAUUCGACUCAAACAGGGGCUCGAUAUCUUCUUUUUUCCACAUGCCGGUGGCCUCGAUCACAAUCAAAAAGAAAUUAUCGAUAACUGGUUAAAGUCCUGGAAAGAAACAGGGAAACUCAAGUUUCAACUACAACCUACGGGGUAUCCGUUUGGUUUGGGACGCCGAGAUACGGUUGUGUAUACGGUGGGAAUGCACUUGACUCCUUGGAGUCGAAAGAAAAUAUAUCCCAAGAUUGAUCAAUUAGGUCGGGCCUUGCGACAAGCCCGUAUCAACGGCAGAAAUGCUCCCACUUUUGUGCUACAAACAAGCACAACGCAACAUUUCAACUCUCCCGAUGGGCAAUACUACAAAUACAUGAUGGGUUCAUCACCACCGAUUCCCCUCAAUACCACGGUCAAUGGGUGUCGGUCCAGCCUACCCAUCAAUCCACGACGAGAGAGCGAGCUCAAAGUCUUUCAAGAGGGUCAAAAUGUCGACGUAAUCUUGGAUGUGCCAGAUGAAGACAUGGGAGACUAUCAUGUGGGCGGCAACGACUGUACACACUAUUGCAUGGCCGGUGUACCGGAUCUGAUCGCCAUGAAUCUACUGGAUCGACUGGGGGAACAUUUUGGGCAAUCACAAUAG
Molecule: messenger RNA, 1203 nt
Organism: Seminavis robusta
Lineage: Eukaryota; Bacillariophyta; Bacillariophyceae; Naviculales; Naviculaceae
Source: the annotation of a GenBank genome assembly